Molecule: messenger RNA, 3546 nt
Organism: Caretta caretta (loggerhead turtle)
Lineage: Eukaryota; Metazoa; Chordata; Testudines; Cheloniidae
Source: RefSeq, a predicted model, not a curated record
AUGAAGAAGAUGUUCUCCUGUUCCACCUCGCAGGUUGCGGUCGAGAGCUGGAACAAACACGACCAGAAGCUUUUCGAAGCCGUCGAGAAGGGGGAUGUGGGCAGAGUUUCCGUCCUGGCUUCCAGAAAGACAGCGAGACCCACCAAGCUCAACGCCCUGGGCCAAUCUGCGUUCCAUCUGGCAGCUUCCAAAGGGCUCACCGAGUGCCUGACCAUCCUGCUGUCUCAUGGGGCCGAAGUCAAUGAGAAGAAUGAUGACGGCAGCACGGCGUUGCACCUCGCCACCAUCGCCUGCCAGCCUCAGUGCGUGAAGGUUCUUCUGCAGCACGGCGCCAAUGAGGACUGCGUGGAUGGUGAGAACCGCACCCCCCUACACUGGGCCGCCUCCUCGGGGUGUGCGUCCAGCGUCUUGCUCCUGUGUGACCAGGAGGCCUUCCUGGAUGUCACCGAUAACAACGGACGCACGCCCCUGAUGAUAGCGGCCAUGGGGAACCACCCGGCCAUCUGCUGCCAGCUGCUCCAGAGAGGGGCCAGCGGCAACCUCACCGACAAGGACCAGAAGACUGCUCUGAUCCUGGCCUGUGAGAGCUCCAGUGUGGAGUCAGCCAAGCUGCUGGUAAGCAGUGGGGCGGACCUCAGCGUGGUGGACAGGACGGGCCACGACGCCCUCCACUAUGCCCUGCAGUCCCAGAGCCGCCCACUGAGGAGGCUGCUGCACAGUGCCCUGAAGAAGAGGAAUAGAAGAGGCUUUGGUUUCCAUGGCGACUGCCUGUUGGGAGUCAGGACUCCUAGGUUCUAUUUUUGGCUCGGCUACAAAUUCGCUGUGAGACCUUGGCCGAGUCACAGCUGUUGUCACUGGUCAGAUGGGGACGACCCAUUACCCACCUCACUUGCUGAAUUCCUGCUUGUGAGGAGCUGGGAGAUCCAGAAGGCAGGGGCUGCCCAGGGGCAAAGCAACUCUCCACUCUGCGCUACAGAGAGUUUGAAAAUUUCAUUCAGUGUUUUUAUUUUCCCUCUGGCAGAGUAUGGAUCCAGCUGUCAAACAAGCACCAAUGCACAGGUGACCGCCGAGCCACCAGAGCGCAGCGGCAGCAGCAUAAACUUGCAGAGCGAGGGAGGCAGAGACGCCGAGGAGGACGAAGAGGACCUCGACGCCGAGGAGUGGAGGUGUCGGUAUGAAGACGAGCAGACGAAGGUCCUGCAGCUGGAAGAGCAGCUGGUGAGGAAGGCGAAGGAGUGUGAUGCCCUGGCGGAGGGGUGCAAGGUGAUGAAGGAGAGGAUCUGGGACCAGGUGCAGGAGAUAAGCCAGCUGUUGCCGGAGAGGGCAGAUGAGGGCAGGCGGGUGCUGAGCCGCCGGUACAGCCGGGACACCACAGAAGAGGACUAUUACCUGAACCUUUUGGCUGAGCAAGUGCAAGAGUUGAAGAAGAGACAGCAAGAGGCAGGAGGCCAGAACGUAGCAGUGAAGGAAGACUGGAUACAGUGGCCGGGGGAGGAGGAAGAGGAGGAGAAGAGACGCCAUCAGGAGGAGUUGAUGCGGCUCCAGGCCGAAGUGGCCACGGCCCUGGAGGAGAAGGAGAGCGCGGCAAAGAGGGUGGUGGAGCUCGAAGGCCAUCUGGAGAACAUGAGGGCGGUGAUCGCCGUCUACGAGGCCAAGAAGCGGGCCCAGGAUGAGGCGCUGGAGCAGCUGCAGGCUCGUGUCGCUGAGCUCGACGGCGACAACCAACGGCUGCGCGGGCUGCUGGGAAAGCAGCAGGGAGAAAGGCAGAAGGCGGGAAGGCAGGAGGUGGAUCCGAGAGGGCCCAGAGUCGCUCUCUGCACUGAGCUAGGCCAAUUCCUGUCAUGGAUGAGGGAGGGGGCUGCCAGAGCACAGGAGGAGAAGGCUGCGGUCCUUGCCGAAAACAAGGAUCUGAAGAGGGAGGCAGAGGAGACCCUCAGAGGCAAACUUCACCUCGAGGCGGUGCCAUCGGAAGCCAUCAGGAAGAGCGUGGCCUCUUGGGAGAAGAUGGUGGUGGGCUUAGAACAUGCUCUGGCCAAGAUGGAUGAGGCCAACUUCAGCCUCCUGGAGAAAGCCAGGCCUCUUCAGGAAGCCAUCUCGGCCCCUCAGAGCAAGCAGGAGUCAGGGGUCUUAGUAAACGGCAUGGUGGCUUCCCAGCUCCAGGAGCUGAGAAAUGGCCUGGAGCAGCGUGAGGAAGAGAAUAACGUCUUCAGAGAUGAGGCAGAGUCCCCACUGAGGCAACCUCAAUCCCUGGAGGAGCUGGAGAAGGGCAGGAUGGAAAAGAACCAGAUCCAAGAUGGCCCCCAUGGGCAACCCAGACCUAGGCUGAGGAACGAUUCUGUGGAAACGAAGGGCCAGGCCAGGAGGAGAAGCUCUGACCUAGAGAAAGAGCUGUCGGACCUCAGACAGAACAAUGGCAGCCUCAUGAACGAGCUGGCCCAGCUGGGCCAGGAGAGGGAGAAGCUGCAGGAUGAGCUCCAGCGUCUCUGGCAGCACCAGAAGGAAGGGUCCCCCCGAGGAGAGGCGCAGGGCCUGGUGGAGGAGCUGAGGCAGAGAGUGGCCGCCUUGUCCCAGGAGCUCUCAGCCGAGAAGGAAGAGACCAAGAAGCUGAGGCUAAGGCUAGAGACCCAGAAGAGGGAGAUGGUGGUGCUGAGGGACAGCUUCCUCAAGCAGAUGAUGGGAGAGGCCAACAGCAUGGGAAGCCAGAGCCUAAGCACCUGCAUCUUGGAGGAGCUGCACUGGAAACUGGACAACCUGGUGAAGAAGCACAACGAGGCCCUGCAGCUGGUGUCGGAGAUAGAAGAGGAGAGCCAGGUGCUCGGGGGCGACCAGGCUCCCGCCAUGCAGAGCGAGGCUAUUGACACCUCCGUGGGGGGUGAGAAAAGCCCUCAAAGCAACAGUGUCCAGGCCCUUGGUCAGGAAGCGUCCGAGACCUUGGAGAUCGUGGGAGGAGAGCUGGUGCUUGAGCCCUGGCGAUGGGUGAAUGAGCUGGAGAGAGAUCUGUGGGAGCUGAAGGAGGAGCUCGAGGCAGCUCAGGCCACCCUGGGAGGUGAAAGCCAUGAUGUGACCAAGCUGAAGCAGAUGCUCGACCGACUGCCCAUGAAGGUGGCAGAGCUGUGCUCGGAGGAGGAGGAGACCCUGCGGAUGCACGAGAAGGCCUGGAGCUCCCUGGCACUCCGGACUCAGGCUCUGGAAGAGGAGCUGCGAGCCCUUCAGGAGAAGCACGAGGAGGUGAGGGGGAAGUGCGCCCAGCGAGAGGAGGCCCUGGCUGCAGAGAAGCAUAAGAACAAGGACCUGCUGGCCAAGGUGGCGGAGCAGGAGAAGGAAAUAGGAGAGCUGAGGGGGAAGUCGGAGCAGCUGGAGAGAACCAUCCAGAAGCUGAACAAGAAGGUGGAGGAGCUCUCCAGGACCUGCCAGGACAAAGAAGGGAAGAUUAAAAAGUUGCUGAAGGAGACGGAGAAGCUUUCAGCAGAGAUCCUGGCCCUCCGCAGUGAGAGUGCUCGUCUCCGGCUGCAGUUAGAGAAAUACAAACACCUGCUGGCAGAUUGA